Nyctereutes procyonoides (raccoon dog) is the source of this 7958-nucleotide messenger RNA. RefSeq names its product zinc finger protein 331 (gene ZNF331). The transcript is spliced from 6 exons. Lineage: Eukaryota; Metazoa; Chordata; Mammalia; Carnivora; Canidae. Gene Ontology annotation, biological process: regulation of DNA-templated transcription. The record is from RefSeq and is a predicted model, not a curated record. Bases 6005 to 7459 code for a protein of 484 amino acids.
ACUACAUUACCCAGAGGCGCCGUGCACCGCCCCCUCCGCGGAGUCGGAGCGCAGCGAGGCGCCUGCCGGGAGACGCUUACUGCGCCGAGGAUUGUCUGGGUUCAGCAUCCCGCGGCCCUGGUCCCGAGUUGAUUUAGUGCCUUGUGCCGCCUCCCGACAUCCGGCGGGUCGUGGGGCCCCGAGCGGCCAGCCAUCCUCCAGAACCAGCAUCCUGAGGAGGAAGACAACUUGUGACACAUCUUAAAGUCAAGGAUGCCAUCCCGGAGAUCACAUUACAUUUCAUUGUCAUGUGUCCUUAUGCUCCUCUUGGCUGUGACAGUUUCUCAGACUUGCCUUGUUUCUGAUGACCUUGACGGUUUUAAGAGGUACAGGUAUUUGGCCUGCUACAAAAGGUUCAGUUUCCUAAGGAGCCCAUAAAGAAGAAAUUUGAAAUUACCCAUAGCUGUAUCAUCCAGAGAUAAUUGCUGUCAAUAUUUUGGUAUGUAUGUUUCCAGCACCCACCCCCAUACAUAUGUAUGUGGUUUUGACUCCAGAGCAUUGGAUCCUGCUAAUUGACACACAAUUAAGCCAAACACUGUUCAAAUCUUAGUUUAUAGAGGAAUCUACCUCAGCUAUGGGUGACAUUAUACCUGUUGCAUGUGGAGAAGAGAGAUGUGUGCCAGUGAUCCUCAUCUUACUUUUAAAAAGUCUCUCACAUAUUUACACCUUAAAAGAUUAGAAAGACAUCAUUUGAAACUAAUCCCAUGAACAAAUUAUCAGUAAAGACAGACUUUUAAAAUCCGACUUCCCAGGAUUUUUUUCUUUCACAGAACAUGACAAUAAUCCCUGACUUACUACAAAUAUGAGCUGUACUAGAACAUUUCUUCGGGCAGAUAAGAUACACGAGAAAAACGUAAGACAACAGUAGUUUAAAACAAUCACGUUACAGAGGUACCUGGUUGGCUCAGUCAGUGGAGCCAACUCUUGAUCUCAGAGUCGGGGCUUUGAACCCCAUAUUGGGUAUAGUGAUUGCUUUUUUAAAAAAUGAAAGUUUUUGGGGCACCUGGGUGGCUCAGUGGUUGAGCAUCUGCCUUCAACUCAGGUCAUGAUUCCAGGGUCCUGGGAUUGAGUCCUGCAUUAGGCUCCCCACAGGGAGCCUGCUUCUCCCUCUGCCUGUGACUCUGCCUCUCUCUCUGUGUGUCUCAUGAAUAAAUAAAUAAAAUCUUUUUAAAAAAAUGAAACUGUUCACAGAAAUCUUCCAUAUCAUAUGGAAUACAAGAUCUGGCCACUUGCUAGUGUUCUCAAUUUGACAUCGUUUGUUUUAUUUUACUUUAUUUUAUCUUAUUUUAUUUUUAUUUUAUUUUAUUAUUUUAUUUAUGACAGAGUGUGCAAGCAGGGAGGAGAGGCAGAGGAAGAGGGAGACAGAAUCUUAAACAGACUCUACACCCAGUAUGGAGCCUGACACGGGGUUCAGUCUUGCAACCCUGAGAUCAUGACCUGAGCCAAAGUCAAGAGUCCGGCAUGUAACCAGCUGAGCCACCUAAGCACCUGUCAGUGUACAUUCUUUGGACUGGAAUUGCCAUGUAGAAUCACGUCUGUUGGGAUCCCUGGGUGGCGCAGCGGUUUAGCACCUGCCUUUGGCCCAGGGCGUGAUCCUGGAGACCCGGGAUCGAAUCCCACGUCGGGCUCCCGGUGUAUGGAGCCUGCUUCUCCCUCUGCCUGUGUCUCUGCCUCUCUCUCUCUCUCUCUCUCUCUCACUGUGUGCCUAUCAUAAAUAAAUAAAACAAACAAACAAAAAAAAAAAUCACGUCUGUUCCUCUCUGCUGGUGGAGAGGGAACAUUUCCUCCUUACAUGUCUUAGACUCUUUUUUUUUUUGCUAAUGUUAAUUUAAGAGAAUUUCAUUUUUAAGAGGCUCUGAAAGUUUUUAGUGUGGAUUAUAUAGAUAGCAGGUGUGAAGUACAUGUUUUAGCAUAAGAAAGGAAAAACAGACUUGAGUUUCUUUUAUAAAAACAGAUUAAGGGUGGUUGUUGUGUUGUUCUUUUUUUUGUUUUUUAAGAUUUUAUUUAUUCAUGAGAGACCCAGAGAGAGAGGCAGAGACUUAGGCAGAGGGAGACACAGGCUCCCUGCAGGGAGCCCAGUGUAGGACUUGAUCCCAAAACACUGGGAUCAUAACCCAAGUGGAAGGCAGAUGUUCAACUACUGAGCCACCCAGGUGCCCCCACAUUAAGACUUGUAUAAUGUUAUCGUUUCCUUUCAUAACAGCUAACUUGUCUUAAAUAACUUAAUAUUACUGUGUUUUAUUCAAAUUAUCUUUCUAAUAGUUGAUUCAGUCUUACCUGGCAGGUACUGUUUCUACCCCAGUCUUACCUGUGGGGAACAGACAGUGUGAGGUUAGUAACAGAGUUCAGAUUCACAUCCUGAAAGUCAAACCACAGAGCCUUAUUCUUGCUUUCACCAAGACCUCUCAUCCCAAAUUACACCUACAUUAUUAAAUGUAUAGUAAUACCUUCUUCACUUAGUAAUUCAGCAUAAACUUCUUUCUCAAAUAGUAUAAAUCAAUAUCAUUAUUAGCGUAUUAGAUGCCACUGUAGCAGACCAUAAUUUAUUUAUCUUUGCCACAGGUAUUUCUAUGCUUUCUUUUCAUUUUUUAAAAUGAUUCUCUGGAAAAUCUGAAUAAACUUAAUGGAUUAUAUCAGUAUCAAUGUCCUGGUGGUUAUAUUGUACUAUAGAUUUGUGAUGUGUUACCGUUGGGGUCAGCUGGGUAAAGGGUCCAUGGGAUCCCUCUGUGUUCUUUCUUACAACUGCAGGUGAAUUUACUAUUAUCUCAAAAAUUGUUUUUUAACUGUCCCAAUUUUUAAAAAUCCCUUGAACAUUCUCAUAUAUUUGUGCACUUCUGUACCUGUUUCCUUGGGAUAAGUUCCAAAAAGUGGAAUUUUGCAUCAAUACGGUGCUUUUAUUAAGUACCUACAAUAUGAUACAAGUAUUGGGAACAACAAACGACUAAAAGGACAUUGUUACCCGUACAUUGUUUAUGUCUCAGCUGGAAAGGGAAACUGAGUGGAGCUCAAGGCAGCCUGUGGUCAAGGCCAGUGGAGACUUCUAGGUGAUAUGCCGUGAGGGGUGCUGAGAAGGGGGCCACUGUUGUCAGGUCACGACCAGAUAAUUGUGAACACAUGGGCUCUGUGUGAAGUAAAAUGGAAUUUGUUUCCUAAGUUUUGUAUCUUAAGUGUUUUCUCUGAUGAUAUUGAUGCAAAGUGAAGACUAACAGGGUCAGGUGGUUUAGCAUUCCACAGGACACCAUGGCUGGAAGGAUAGCUCGGAAGUCACAUUCAUCCUCCCACCAAGACAGCCAUCAGUACUACAGGACAUCCCUUGGAAUCUUAGUCAUUAGUCUUAGUCCAGUUGGCCCUCACAUAUGUGGAUAUAGGUAGGAGUCAGAGAGUUGGUUUAGGUAUAUUAGGAAGCAAAAGGAAAGAAAAGUUGUACAUAAAAUAAUGCGAAGGUAUCUCAAGACUUUUAAAGUUUCUCUUUGAGAGUCUAUCAUUUAAUGAGUUUGAAAGAAAUAAACACACAUACAUAUAUAUGUCAAGCCAAUGCCUGGCUUUUGUUAUACCCCUAGUGAGGUAUACUUGAAGAAAACCAAAGUCAGAGAGUGUGUCAGAGGCAAGGUUCUGUGAUUCUCUGUGUGUACUCAGGAUUUGACGAGUAGUCCUGUUCAAGGCCAGGAUUUAUUACAGCAAAAUGAUACACAGCACAAUCAGAGGGGCAGGUGCAUGGGAUGGACGACAUGGGGAAGAAAUGAGGCACACACUUCCAGAGCACUCUCAUGGUGCAGUCACAUAGGACAUGCUUGAUUCCUCCGUCAGUGAGUUAUAGCAAGAUACAUGACGCUUUUUCCACCAGGGAAGCCCAUCUGAGCCAAGGAAGCCAGGGUUUUUAUCACAGGUCAGUCACAGAGGCACCCUCUCUCUGCCAUAUACCAAAAUUCCAGGCUCCCAGAGGAAAGUAAGGAUUCAGUAUAAACCACAUCAUUGAUACUGUUUCAAAGCAGUGAGCCACUCUUGUCAGGGAACACUGGGGACCCCCUGGACGUUCUGGAAAUCCAGCCAAAGGCCAGUCUCGCCGUUUCACACCUGCUUUGUUUACUCUUGCUGCACAAAGGAUUUAUAACUUCCCAGGCUUUUUCUUUCUGUUUCUCUGUUUCUAUUUUAUAUCUUUUUUUUUUCUGUUGAUGUUGUGUGUGUGUGUCUUCUCUGUGUAUGAUAUAUAUAAGCAUCGUGUGUGUGUGUGUGUGUGUGUACAUGCUCAUAUAUAGAAUUUUACAAGUGUAUUGUUGUAUCCUAGUUUCUUUGCUGACCAUGUAUCUGAAGUGUUAUUCAUGUCUUGUAAGGAAUUCUUCCAACUUAAUGUUUCACAAUCAUUUACUCUUUUGCAUCAGUACUCUGCAUGUAUUGCUGCAGUGAGCUUUUAUGGACGUAGGGUGCUGAAUGUUACCUGGGCCUUUCCUUCUCCACCCUGUCCAUCUGCCAUGCUUGACCAACCUCACCCUACAAGCCAGGAGAGGUUCAGGUUUGCAUGGUACACCCCCUCUUCAUCCUGGAUGGUGUGGUUGGAGGGAGCAGGAUGUUGCUCCGAGUAAGACCAUGCACCCUAAAUGAACCCCAUCUCAGGUCCAGAUCACAAUGUCCCUGCCCAGAGUUAGCCAGACUGGGAGGUUUGGGGGCACAGUAUGCACAUGAGAUCAUCCUCAGUUCUGACACCACAUUCAAGGUCAAGACUUUUCCAAAGCCACCCUCAAGCUAGAAGGAUUCCUAGAACUCACCAAGAGCUGUUUUUCUCGCAGUUCCAGGUAAUUACAGGGAAAGGAUGCAGAUUAACAUCAACCAGGGAAACAAGCACAUAGGCUGAAGUCUAGGAGUAUCCCCAACAUGGAGAUUCCAGUUCGUCUGUCCCUGAAGUUAGGACUGGAUGCUCUUAUCAGCAUUGACAUAGGACAAUAUGCAUAGACUGUCGCCAAACAGGGAAGCUCACCAAAGUUUUGAGGCCCAGAGUUUUCAGUGGGGCUUCAGCACAUAGGCACAGCUGAUUAAAUGAUUGAUCAUCCAGACAUGACUGACCUGUUGUCUACAUGUUAAUCUCAGUACCCAGGUCAGUUGAUACCCCAUGACCCAGAGCACCUAUCCCAAAUCACCUGAUUGGUCUUGGUGUAGCCAGUUCCCACCCUAAGACUGGUUGGGAAUGGCUAACUGCACCCAAAACAAAGACAUUCCUAUCAGGUAUGAUGUCAAUUACCCUUUGGAAGUUGAGGACAAAAAAAAGAUCUUAUCAAUUGCAACAAGAAGGAUGCACCUAGAGAAUUAUGCUAAAUGAAAGAAGAGAAAGAUAAAUACCAUAUGACUUCACUGAUAGUGGAAUCUAAUAAAGCAUAUGAACAAACAAAAACAAACCCAUAAAUACAGAGAACAGAUGAACAUAAUUGCCAGAGGGGAGGGGGAAAAAUAGGUGAAGGGGAACAGGAGGCUCAGGCUUCCAGUUAUGGAGUCACAGGGAGGAAAGGCACAGCAUAGGGAUCAUAGUCCCGUGGUACUGGUAGUAUCAUGUGACAGAUGGCAGCUACACCUUUGGUGCACACAGCGGUGAACCUACUUUAAAAAAAUUUUUUUAAGUUGUGUUGAGAAACAACAGCUGAAAGUAGGUCUGAUUUCAAGGCAAAAACAAAAACUCUUCUCUGUGUGUGCAGCUGGGUUUCUUAGGGCUUCAGGGAGAACUCUUCCCUUUUGUCCAGACUCUUCAUACUCCCCGAUGCAUCACAUUGAUGUGUGUGUAUUGGGGGGAGGAAACGGCCAACGGGUGGGGGAUUGGAAACAAAAUGAAAGAGUAGGAAACUUGUAUUAAAUCACUUGGGGACCAAGAUGCACUUAUUGUAAUGCCUCUUUUUUUCUCAUAUAUCUCUGGCUUCUCUGGAUUUUGUGUCUUUGGUAAAAGAAACCUCAAGAGGACUGAUCAGUUCUUGAUUCUAAAACUAUGGCGCACGGUUUGGUGACAUUCUCAGAUGUAGCCAUUGACUUCUCUCAAGAGGAGUGGGCGUGCCUGGACUCCAGGCAGAGGGACCUGUACUGGGACGUGAUGUUGGAGAACUACAGUAACCUGGUCUCCCUGGAUUUGGAGUCACCCUGUGGGACCAAGAGUUUACCUACAGAAAAGGGCAUUUAUGAAAUAAAUUUAUCCAAAUGGAACUCAAAUGGAAAAAGUAAAUCCCUUGGCCUUGACUGGAUGUGUGAAGGUGAGUUUGAAGGACCACAGGGCCCUCGAGAGAGCUGUUUCAAUCAAAUGAUAAUCAACUAUGAAAAAACGCCCACUUGUAGAGAAAAUACCUCUGUUAGACCACAUCAGAGACUUCAUACUAGGGAGAAUUCCUAUGAAUGUAAGGAAUGUGGGAAGGCCUUUAGUCGUGGCUAUCAACUCACUCAGCAUCAGAAAAUUCACACGGGUGAGAAACCCUACGAAUGUAAGGAGUGUAAAAAGGCCUUUCGUUGGGGUAAUCAACUCACUCAGCAUCAGAAAAUCCACACUGGUGAGAAACCCUAUGAAUGUAAGGACUGUGGGAAGGCCUUUCGAUGGGGUUCAAGCCUCGUCAUUCAUAAGAGAAUCCAUACGGGUGAGAAACCCUAUGAAUGUAAGGACUGCGGGAAGGCCUUUAGACGUGGUGACGAGCUCACUCAGCAUCAGAGAUUUCACACUGGGGAGAAAGACUAUGAAUGCAAAGACUGUGGCAAGACCUUUAGCCGUGUAUAUAAACUAAUUCAGCACAAGAGAAUUCAUAGUGGUGAGAAACCCUACGAAUGUAAGGACUGUGGGAAGGCCUUUAUCUGUGGCUCGAGCCUUGUUCAGCAUAAGAGAAUUCAUACUGGUGAGAAGCCCUAUGAAUGCCAGGAAUGUGGGAAGGCCUUUACUCGAGUCAAUUAUCUCACUCAGCAUCAGAAAAUCCACACUGGUGAGAAACCUCAUGAAUGUAAGGAGUGUGGGAAGGCCUUUCGCUGGGGUUCGAGCCUUGUUAAACAUGAGAGAAUUCAUACUGGUGAGAAGCCAUAUAAGUGCACAGAAUGUGGGAAGGCCUUUAAUUGUGGCUACCACCUCACCCAGCAUGAGAGAAUCCACACGGGUGAAACGCCUUACAAAUGUAAGGAGUGUGGGAAGGCCUUCAUCUAUGGGUCAAGCCUCGUUAAACAUGAGAGGAUUCAUACAGGAGAGAAACCCUAUGAAUGUAAAGAGUGUGGGAAGGCCUUUAGUCAUGGCCAUCAACUUACACAACAUCAAAAAAUUCACACUGGUGAGAAAUCCUUCGAGUGUAAGGAAUGUGGGAAGGCAUGUAACCAUGUGAACCAUCUUAGAGAACAUCAGAGAGUUCACACUGCUGAAAAACCUUUUGAACAAAAAGAAGGUGCAGAAGCUUCUAUACAACGUUCAUUCCUGCCAUAGCACAAGGAAAAUCCAUGAUACAAUUUAACAUAAGAAAGCUUUCACUGGUCACUCUUCCGCUUAUAGCAUCUCAGAAUAGUCAUGCUCGAGGCAAAUUUAGAGAAUAGAGAAAUCACUUUUUCUUAGUGAUCACACACACACAGUGUAGAAUUUUUUUCCUGAAUUGGCUUAAUGAGUGCAUAGAAGCUUCCUACCGUUUGAGCUUUGUCUCACUUCAGAUUUGUUCUAAGGAAUAACUCUGUUAAUGCAACGUAUGUGGGAAAGCCUCCUGCUGUGGUACACACCCUCCCUGUUACCAUCACCAUCCCACCUCUUUACUCCUGUGACACACUGGGAAAAUGACUUGUUACCCCUAUGUGUUAUGUGUGAAAUGGGGACAAUCACACCUACCUAAUACUGCUGUUGUGCUGAGUUUGGUACAUGUAAACUCUCUGAAGGUGUAUCUGGAACAUUGUGUAAGUUCAAUAAAUACUAGCUGUUGUUGUUCUUACCAUCAUUA